This is a messenger RNA of Lactuca saligna, 417 nucleotides long. The record is from the annotation of a GenBank genome assembly. NCBI's taxonomy places the organism in Eukaryota, Viridiplantae, Streptophyta, Magnoliopsida, Asterales, Asteraceae.
AUGGCGGAAAAGAAGAUCAACAAUGAAGACCAACUGGUACCAAAGUUCUUUCAUGCAUUCCACACAGUUCACAGCUUGUUUUUAUACAGGAACCUUGAUUUUAUAAAAAAUAGUAUCUUUAUUGGAGUUAAUCGCAAGUGGGUCUGGGGGGCAAACAAAAGGUCCCAUACUGGCUCUGAUGAAGAGGAGGGAACCCGAGACCCAAAUGUUGCUCCCACUGAUUUUACUAGUCGGGAAGCUAAGGUUAUAAAUCAUCAACAAUUUGAUGAAAAGGCAAAUGUUUUCAGUUUUGCGAUUGUUUUAUGGAAGCUUGUGACAGCCAAGGUUCCUUAUAAGAACAUGACACCAUUGGCUUCAUUAGAAGAGGAUGCUGAGACGCUCUUCUCACCAUCGUUCAUUUCCAAAAGAUGGGGUUAG